AUGUCGGAAAAAGCUCCCUUAGACUGGAAAACGGCAAUAAUUCGUCCGGUUUUCGAAAAAGGCGAUAAGUUUGAUGCUUCUAAUUACCGGCCUGUCACUUUAAUAUCUCUUGUGGUCAAGCUCAUUCCACGCGAACAACACGGAUUCUUGCCCGGUAGAUCUGUUCAGUCAAACCUCUUGUGCUACAUGUCCGACUGGACAAAAGAUGCAGAUUCGGAACGACCGUUGGAUAACGUAUAUUUUGAUUUCUCGAAGAUGUUCGACAGAGUUCCGAAAGGCCGACUCUUACAUAAAUUGGACCAUCUUCGACUACGCGGUAAUUUGCAUCCAUGGAUUGAUUCACUCCUAAGUGACCGAACCUUUAGAGUGAAGACUGGAGACGCUCUCAGUAGAUCAAUUGAUGUUCUGAGUGAAGUGCCUCAGGGGUCCGUACUGGACGACAUCAAGCUCUACAACGUCUGCGACAAUUUUUCAUCCUUAUCACCUGACCGUCGUUCGUUUUACAAAUGGUUUCAAGUUUGGUUAUUGCUCAUAAACUUAGACAAAUGCGUUACUUUGCAUCUUGGUAAAGGAAAUCCCCGACACGUGUGUAGUAUCGAAAGGUACAGGCUUGCCACCACUGAAUGCCAUAUGGAUUUGGGUGUUCACGUUUGCUCCAGCCUCCUUUGGUCUGACCAUAUCUUGCAGCUUUACAAAACGUACGUUAGACCCAUCCCGGAAUUUGCCAACGAAGUCUUAAGUCUCGUCCUCCAAAGAGAUAUUUUCCUCUUGGAGGCUGUACAACGUAGUACAACUAGGAUUCCAUUCGACAAAAAUCGAAGAUCAUACCCCGAUAGGCUGAAACAAAUCAAUCUAUGCUCUAUCGCUGAAAGACGUAAAAAAGGCGACCUUAUAUACCAGGCGUUGAGCAACGAUCUUUCACCAAUUAAAUGCCUAUUUCCACCGAACACAUCUGAUUGCACAAGAGGUCAUCCACUUAAACUACUUAAAGACAAAUUUCGCACCACUCGGGAAGUGGGCUUCAAAACCGAAUAUGACAAAGAUUGUUCUAAAACUUAG
This is a messenger RNA of Zophobas morio, 1059 nucleotides long. RefSeq lists its product as uncharacterized. The transcript has 5 exons. The coding region runs from base 1 to 1059 and encodes 352 amino acids. The record is from RefSeq and is a predicted model, not a curated record. Lineage: Eukaryota; Metazoa; Arthropoda; Insecta; Coleoptera; Tenebrionidae.